Molecule: messenger RNA, 5237 nt
Organism: Lytechinus variegatus (green sea urchin)
Lineage: Eukaryota; Metazoa; Echinodermata; Echinoidea; Temnopleuroida; Toxopneustidae
Gene: ola1
Product: obg-like ATPase 1
Exons: 13
Coding region: 105-1295 (396 amino acids)
Cellular component (GO): cytoplasm
Molecular function (GO): GTP binding; ATP hydrolysis activity; ATP binding
Source: RefSeq, a predicted model, not a curated record
ACUAAUAACUCUCCUAUGAACUCCUGGUAAACAAGACUAUUAUUUUAUGCCAUUGCCACGCGUGUUGAAAUCUGAAAACUGAUGCAACAAAACUGAUGUGAACCAUGCCUCCCAAAAAGAAAGAAGCGCCUCCUAAGAAGGUUUUGUUAGGCCGUUUUGGAACAUCUUUGAAGAUUGGUAUUGUCGGAUUGCCAAAUGUUGGAAAAUCAACUUUCUUCAAUGUAUUGACUAAGAGCCAAGCUGCAGCUGAGAAUUUCCCUUUCUGUACAAUUGAACCUAAUGAAAGUAGGGUACCUGUCCCAGAUGAUCGAUACGACUUCCUCUGCGAGUUCCACAAACCUGCAAGCAAAGUUCCUGCUUUCUUGCAUGUGGUUGACAUUGCUGGUUUGGUAGCUGGGGCUCACGAUGGUCAAGGUCUUGGCAAUGCAUUUCUCUCACACAUCAAGGCCUGUGAUGCCAUUUUCCAUCUUUGUAGAGCCUUUGAGGAUGAGGACGUAACGCAUGUAGACGGUGAUAUCAACCCUGUGAGAGAUCUAGAUACCAUCUUCAACGAGCUUAGAUUAAAGGACAUUCAAUACCUUAGGACGCAGUAUAAUGACAUGGAAAAGAAAACCGUACGAGGUGGCGACAAGAAAGCAGCGGCAGAAAUGGAAUGUGUUGGUAGAGUGCUGAAAUACCUUGAGGAGGAGAUGAAGCCAAUAAGACAUGCAGAGUGGGGUGUGAAUGAUGUUGAAGUGUUAAAUAAGCAUCUACUCAUCACCUCCAAACCAAUCAUUUAUCUUGUCAAUCUAUCAGAGAGGGACUACAUUAGAAAAAAGAACAAAUGGCUUGUGAAGAUCAAGGAGUGGAUAGAUGCGAACGAUCCUGGUGCCACCAUAAUACCAAUCAGUGCAUCCCUGGAAUCAAAGGUCUUUGAUAUGGGAGAUGAAGACAAAGAGAAGUAUCUCCAGGAUGUCAAGACCACGAGUGUACUGGAGAAAGUAAUCAAGGCUGGAUUCCAUGGCCUCCAGCUGGAAUACUUCUUCACAGCAGGCAAAGACGAGGUCAAGGCAUGGACCAUACAGAAAGGAACAAAGGCACCGCAGGCAGCUGGGAAGAUCCAUACAGACUUUGAGAAAGGUUUCAUCAUGGCAGAGGUGAUGAAGUUUGAAGACUUCAAGGAACUAGGAAACGAAACUAAUGUCAAGGCUGCAGGGAAGUACAGGCAACAGGGAAAAACCUACGUAGUAGAGGAUGGUGAUAUCAUAUUCUUCAAAUUCAACGCAGGUGCAGGAUUAACAACUAAAAAGAAGUAGUACUUGUAGAAUUAAUAUAACUAGAUAUUAUGUCAAUGCCAAUUUUCUCAAUGCUAUUUUACUUCUGCAAUUAGUAGACUGUGGCAUGGUUUGAAGUUGUAGAUAGGAAUAAUGUACAUUGUAUACAUCCAACCUGUACUCCAGCAGCCAGUAACUCAAAGCUUAGCAAUCAAUCGUAGAACAUUUUUCUACAAUUGAUUGCAUUGACUACAACGUACAAUCAAUUGUAAAAAUCGAGCAUAUGAUCAAUCGUUAAGCUUUGUGUUAUGGAGCCCUGCAGUAGUAUAAAUAUUUUUUUUUAUCAUCUCCCUCUUUCUCUCCGACUUGCUCUUUCUCACACACAAACAUACACACAGAUGCUCUCACUCGCUCUCUCUCCCACACACUCAUUCUUUCUUUUUCUCUCCUUUUCUGUUGUUCAUCAAUGCCUUCCCAUUUAUUUCUUAUUUCCUGUUCCCACCCCCCCCCCUCUCUCUUCCUCUUCUCUUGUCUCUUAGUUUUGAUUGGCAUCUUUUCAUUUAUGUCUUUCUCUCCUUUUGCCUUGUAUCUGUGCUUCUGACUUCACAGUUCUGGCUCUCUGUCUAUCUUUUGAUUUAUUUCUGUCAACAAAUCAUUAUGAAAGUUGAAUGUGGCAAAUGUGAAUGUAAUUAAAACUCUGGGUUUGUACUCUCAUAACUUCAUCAGGUUUCAAAACUUUCAAGCCUGUAUCGCACUUUGAUAAAUCUAAUGAUUACUUAUUUUUUAUGUUGAAAGUGCUAUUCCAGUUGUGGGAGAGAUUAAAAAAGGUAAUUGGAACCUUUUCCAAUGUAUUAGGAUGAGGUAUUAUAUGAUGUAAAGGUAGUAUACUCAAAACUCUUGUUCUUCAAUUCCCCUUAUAUUUAAAUUAUGGGGGAGUGGCUAAAAGGGUUCGGCUGGCAAAUUUGUACAUUGUUGUCCUAUACAUUCAUUUCUGUAUGAAGUGCAUAGGGCUCUUCAUGAAUAUGUGUUGUUUGAAUGUUAGUAAGACUAACAGCAAUAUGUCUGGCAUUUUUCUUAUGAAGAUCAAUGCUAAUUUGAAAUGUUUAAACAUUUGGAAAAUUCAACCCUUAAAGUUGCAAAUAUAUCUGUAUAAUUAUAUCUAUAUCAAAUAUUUAAUAAUGUAACUGUCAGGUGAAAAUUUUUGAAAUGUUUGAUUAUUCCAAUUUUGUGAAAAUCUUUUAAUUCUAAUUUUGAAGGCAUGCAUUUGGUUUCACCAGAUUUUUUUAACCUGUUUCAUUUAAGUUAUCAGUCACAAAUAUGUUCUCAGCCAAUCAAAGUGUUGGUUUCAAGAGCUUGUAUUCUGAGUUCUGUGAAAUAGGGCCCUGCACUUCUGUAAAACAUUCAGAGAUGUCAUCCCAAGGUAUUAAUUCUGUAUAAAGCACAGUUAUCUCUUAUUGAACCUUAUUUUGUCUCAAGUCUGUAGUGAUAAAUUUACGACUCGCACAUAUUAUGCCUGUUCAUUAAUUCAUUUUAAAAUUCAAUCAUCCCAAGUCUUUUGGUUGGGCAAGGAAAGCUGAUAUUUCAAGACAUCAGUUAUUUGAAGAAGGGAAAGCAAAAGUCUUACUCUACAUGUAUUACUGUAUAAUUUAAUUAGACAAUAAUGAAAAUGUUCCAAUUAAUUCCUUGUUCUCUAAUUACAUUACUUUUCAUAUCAUAUAACAAAUAUAAAUUACAACUAUGUAUCAUAAUUUUUAUAUCAAGUUUAUUAAACAAAAAAUGGUAAUCUUCUUCCAAAUAAACCAUGCAAGCUUGUGAGCAUGGUUUAGUAGAGCAAUCAAGAAAUUUGAUGAAGAAUACAUUGUCAUCUUUCGUUUCAAAUUGAAACAAAUUUGAGGACAGCUUUGGAAAAAAGCUUGAUUUUUAGAGUUAUGACAUACACAACCUUCUUUUGCCUGAGAAGUGUUUGCUAUAAGAAUUACGAGACUGUUUUCAGAAAAUAUGAGGUAGCCAUCAUUGUCAUAUUUCUAAAUACAGCUGUUAGUUAUAGUCCAAGGUGAAUAGAGUCUACAUCUCAAACAUAAAAAUUUACAAAUUUUCAGGGAAGCUCACUUUUUUUUAUUUUUAAAGUUUGAGAUGUAAGGUUUUAACUCCCGACAAGAACAUGUAUGUUAAAUUUGGUGGAUAUGAAAGUAUACUCCCUAUUCUUUCUGGAUUAAAAGCAUUGCUUACUGAAUCAAUUCAAAGACGCUGCUUCAGAUGCCAAGUUUGCCAUCCUGUUUAAUUCACUCAACUAUGGUUGUAUAAGAAAUUUUUUAAAAAAUCAUAAUUUUUAAAGAAAAAUUUUCAAGGACUUUACAAAGUCUGGAAAGAGGCAUGUGAAACCUGAUUUUUAUGACUUCCUUCAAACUGUGAGGUUUCAAAACUACAAUUCAAAAGUUACUCAUUUUUUUUAUUUGAUUUGUAUGAAUAGAAGUGAAACCAUGCAUUGCUUAGCUCCGGGUACUUGCAUACAGGAAAUAAUAUACAAUGUAUUUGUGCAUUAACAAUUAAUAUAGUAUUUAGGAAUGAUUAUAGUGUUAUACCCUGGUAAUUUCUAUAAUUGAUGAAGGAUAAUACAGUUGGCAUAUCUUAUUACAUGUAUAUGUACUUAAGCAUCUAUUGUAAAAAUGCAUUGAAAUAUGUAUUUGAACUCAGUCAUUUACUGUUUCUGACUUUGGUAUUUGAAAUAAUUUUUCUCAUUUUCAGUUUACAGUAUGAAAUGACCAAAUUGACAUGAUUAUUGCAAUCGUGAAAGAAGUGUUCCUUUCAGUCAAAUAUGGUAUAAGUGAAAUAAUUUGACAUAAAAUAUUGUCAUAUUCUCUCAUUUGAUGCAUAUGAUAUCAAUGUUUGAUCCUGCCAACUUUAAUCAUGGGAAAAACUGAGAAUUUUCGUCAUGAAUAUAACAUACGAUAUAUUUAGAUAAUCAGUCGGCUAAACAUUAUCAAAUCAAUGAAAUCUGAUAAAUAAAGCUUCCUUUGUCUGGAAAUUUUGCCUUAUUUGUCUUAAAUCAUUUCAGGUUUUGAAUUUUAUAAAUAAUAAUUUGACCAUGUUACAUGUAAAUUCCACAGUUUUACAGUAAACUAUAUUUUGAAUCCUUCUGAUUUAUGAAAAUGAAAGAUGCUGAACUUGAUUAGGUUAAGAUUAAUAAUGUUAUUAUUAUCAUAUGUUUAAGAAGUGAAAAUAAUUAUAAUUGACAUUUUAGUCAGCAUUUACAAUUCUUCGUAAAGACUGUUUUUCCAUGGGGAAUUAACAGUUGAAAGAAGAUUUUAUGAAAAUUUACCUAUAAUGAAUACAAUUGUCUUACACUUUUGUCAAUUUCUUUUGAAUCUUGGUACUUGCUCACGUUUCAACAUUUAUUUCUGGUCUAUUGUACUUAUUCAAAUUAUUGAAUAAAGUCAUGUUAAAGGAUGUCAACUUUUGUAUUGGUUUGAUGUUAAAAAAGUAAGAAAAAAAAGAAGAGGAAAUUACAUUUUAAUGAAAGUUGAGAUAGUGAAAAUCCAUCAAAGAAUAGCAAAGUUAUGAGGAGUCAAAGUUUUAUCAUUGUGAUUUCACAUACAAGCAGCUCCCAGAUAUUUCUUGUGUUAUAAAUUCCAUUAAGUACCAUUUUCUCAGAAAGAAUCAACUGAUUUGACUUGUGCAUCCAUUACAUGAUCAGAUACAUUAUGUAAUUCAUGUUUUAAUUGAAAAAUAUAUCUAUUAAGUCAUCACAAGCUGCUAAAAAAGGGAGUUCAUGUAAAAUAUAUGAUGUGACAUGCAUGGGAGCUGCUGGUAUGUGACAUCACAUAAUUACAAAUUUGAAUAUCUUGAUUCUGUUAUUUGUCUCUAUUUGUCCCCUUUUAUUAAAGCCAAAGUGAGGAAAGGUGGGACUUUUACUUUAAUGUAUACAUGUACAAUAUGAAACUACUUUUCUUUGCAUUGAAUCUGUAUUAAAAUAGUAAAAACCUA